Messenger RNA from Anarrhichthys ocellatus (wolf-eel), 5127 nucleotides. It is a transcript of the gene mtr, whose product is annotated as 5-methyltetrahydrofolate-homocysteine methyltransferase. Gene Ontology annotation, cellular component: cytosol. The record is from RefSeq and is a predicted model, not a curated record. NCBI's taxonomy places the organism in Eukaryota, Metazoa, Chordata, Actinopteri, Perciformes, Anarhichadidae. Gene Ontology annotation, molecular function: zinc ion binding; cobalamin binding; methionine synthase activity. Gene Ontology annotation, biological process: tetrahydrofolate metabolic process; homocysteine metabolic process. The transcript has 33 exons. Bases 136 to 3942 code for a protein of 1268 amino acids.
CCUCAAGCAACCUCGCGCUGCUGAUGAGCCUGAAGCAGAAGAGCCGGUUGGUUGUGAAAGGUUUAAGCUGCAAAUAUUAACUCCUUGGUCAGCAGACGGACCGUAGGGCUGUUUUCAAGGCGUGCUCUCCACAAGAUGGGUCCGACUAAUGUCAUUCAACGCUCUUCAGAAGCGGGAUGCCAAUGUCCGUUAGAGUCCGAGCUGAAGGCAGUGCUGCAGCAAAGGAUCAUGGUUCUGGACGGUGGUAUGGGAACCAUGAUCCAGCAGCAUCAACUCGAAGAGGAAGAUUUCAAGGGGGAGGAGUUUAAGGAGCACCCUCUUCCACUGAAGGGCAACAACGACCUUCUCAGCAUCACACAGCCCGAUAUCAUUCUCCAAAUACACAAGGACUACCUGCUGGCCGGGGCUGACAUCAUAGAGACCAACACAUUCAGCAGCACCUCUGUGGCCCAGGCAGACUAUGGACUGGAACACAUGGCCUAUCGUCUCAACAGGGAGUCUGCAGAGCUGGCGAGGAGGGCGGCCGACGAUGUCGCCAAACAAACUGGUUGUAAACGCUACGUGGCCGGGGCAGUGGGUCCCACCAAUAAGACCCUGUCUGUGUCCCCGUCUGUGGAGAGACCUGACUUCAGGAACAUCACAUUUGAUGAGCUCGUAGAAGCGUACUCGGAGCAGGUCAGAGGGUUAUUAGAUGGAGGAGCAGACAUCCUUCUGGUUGAAACCAUCUUUGAUACUGCCAACGCCAAGGCUGCCUUGUUUGCCAUCGACCUGCUGUUUGAGAAGAGCUACGAAAGGAAACCUGUAUUUAUCUCAGGGACCAUCGUUGACCGGAGUGGACGUACUCUGUCUGGCCAAACAGGAGAAGCCUUUGUAGUGAGUGUAUCCCACAUGAAACCUCUAUGCAUUGGUCUGAACUGUGCCUUGGGGGCGACAGAGAUGAGGCCAUUCAUUGAGGCCAUCGGAAAAAGCACCACAGCUUUCAUUAUCUGUUAUCCCAAUGCAGGUCUUCCCAACACAUUUGGAGGGUACGACGAAACUCCGGAAGUAACAUCCUCCAAUUUAAAGGAGUUUGCUACGGAUGGUCUAGUGAAUAUUGUGGGAGGCUGUUGUGGGACCACUCCAGCACACAUCGGAGCCAUAUCUGAAGCAGUCAAACACUGUCAGCCAAGAGUUCCUGCUGCUGAUAUCUACCAAGACUACAUGCUGCUGUCAGGUUUAGAGCCGUUCAGGAUCGGCCCUUACACCAACUUUGUUAACAUUGGCGAGCGCUGCAACGUGGCUGGGUCACGCAAGUUUGCCAAGCUGAUCAUGGCAGGACACUAUGAGGAGGCUCUAAGCAUUGCUAAGGCCCAGGUGGAGAUGGGAGCCCAGGUCCUGGAUAUAAACAUGGAUGAGGGGAUGCUGGAGGGGCCAGCAGCUAUGGCCCGAUUUUGUAAAUUUAUUGCUUCUGAGCCAGACAUCUGUCGGGUUCCUCUGUGUAUCGACUCCUCUAACUUCUCAGUGAUCGAGGCUGGGUUGAAAUGCUGUCAGGGGAAGUGUAUAGUCAACAGCAUCAGCCUGAAGGAAGGGGAGGAGGAGUUCCUGCACAGGGCUACCACUGUGAAGCGCUACGGAGCCGCUGUGGUGGUCAUGGCCUUCGAUGAGGAGGGGCAGGCCGCAGAUGCAGAGCGUAAAGUGGAGAUCUGCACUCGGGCCUACGAGCUGCUAGUCGGCAAAGUUGGAUUUGACCCCAACGACAUCAUUUUUGACCCCAACAUCCUCACCAUCGGUACGGGCAUGGAGGAACACAACGACUACGCCAUCUACUUCAUCCGAGCCACCAAAGUUAUCAAGGAGACAUUACCAAGAGCCAGGGUGAGUGGAGGUCUGUCCAACCUGUCCUUCUCCUUCAGAGGGAUGGAGGCCAUCAGAGAAGCAAUGCAUGGAGCAUUUCUCUACCACGCCAUCAAGGAUGGUAUGGAUAUGGGCAUAGUGAAUGCUGGGAACCUGCCGGUCUAUGACGACAUAGAUAAAGAGCUGCUGUUGCUGUGUGAAAACCUCAUCUGGAACAGAGACACUGAGGCUACUGAGAAACUACUGGCCUACGCACAGAACAACGUGAAAGGAGCGAAGAAGGUGGUUCAGACAGACGAAUGGAGAGAAGGGAGUGUGGAGGACAGGUUGGAGUACGCUCUCAUUAAGGGAAUAGACAAGUAUGUGGUGGAGGACGUGGCGGAGUGUCGGGCUCAAGUCGACCGCUACACUCGACCCCUUCACAUCAUCGAGGGCCCCCUGAUGAACGGCAUGAAGGUGGUGGGGGAUCUCUUUGGAGCUGGCAAGAUGUUCCUUCCUCAGGUGAUCAAGUCGGCUCGCGUUAUGAAGAAGGCGGUGGGCUAUCUGAUUCCUUUCAUGGAGAAGGAGAGGGAGGAGAUGAUGGCAUUGUCGGGGUCAACUGAGGAAUUGGAUCCCUAUCAGGGCACCAUAGUGCUGGCUACAGUGAAGGGAGACGUCCAUGAUAUUGGCAAGAACAUUGUAGGUGUGGUGCUGGGUUGCAACAACUUCAGAGUGAUAGACCUGGGCGUGAUGGUUUCCUGUGAUCGGAUCCUCAGAGAGGCCGUCACACAGAAAGCAGAUAUCAUUGGCUUGUCUGGUCUCAUCACCCCCUCUCUGGAUGAGAUGAUCUACGUUGCCAAAGAGAUGGAGAGACUGGGAAUGACAACGCCGCUGCUGAUUGGAGGAGCCACCACAUCAAAGACGCAUACAGCGGUGAAGAUCGCCCCUCGCUACACUUCUCCUGCUAUCCAUGUUCUGGACGCCUCCAGGAGUGUGGUGGUGUGCUCGCAGCUCCUGGAUGAGGCAAUGAGGGAGGAGUACUUUGAGGACCUGAAAGAGGAGUAUGAAGACAUCAGGCAGGAGCACUACGACUCCCUGAAGGAUCGUAGGUAUCUGUCUCUUUCCCAGGCCAGAGACAAGGCUUUACAUAUCGACUGGCUCUCUCUGCCCAGACCAGUGCGUCCUCAGUUCCUGGGCACCCGUGUGUUCGAGUGCUACGACCUGAACAGUCUGCUGGACUUCAUCGACUGGAAGCCUUUCUUCGAUGUGUGGCAGCUGAGAGGAAAAUACCCCAACAGAGGCUACCCCAAGAUAUUCAACGACAAGACCGUCGGUGCGGAGGCUGGCCGGGUCUUCGAUGACGCCCAGCGGCUGCUCAACCAGAUGAUUGACAGCGGUAGUCUGAAGGGGCGGGGCCUGGUGGGGUUCUGGCGUGCCCAGAGUGAUGGCGAUGACAUCCACGUGUACAAAGAUGAUGUCACAGUACACAAAGACACCGAGCCAAUCGGCACAUUCCACGGCUUACGGCAACAGUUGGAGAAGGAGAGCUCCAGUUCAGAGCCCUACCUGUGUGUGUCUGAUUUCGUUGCCCCUGCAGACAGCGGCGUAACAGACUACAUCGGCGUGUUCGCUGUGGGCGUGUUUGGAGCCGAGGAGCUGAGUCAGCAGUUCCAGGCUCAGGGAGACGACUACAGCAGCAUCAUGGUCAAAGCCCUGGCUGACCGACUGGCAGAGGCCUUUGCCGAGGAGCUCCAUGCUCGCGUGCGCAAGGAGCUGUGGGGCUACAGCACGGACGAGGCUCUGCAGGCCUCAGACCUCCACAGAAUUCGAUACCAGGGCAUCAGACCUGCAGCUGGCUACCCCAGUCAGCCUGACCACACAGAGAAGUCCACCAUGUGGAGCCUGGCUGGGAUCCAGGAGAAGACCGGUAUUCUUCUGACAGAGUCGCUGGCCAUGAUGCCCGCUGCCUCGGUGUCUGGACUUUACUUCUCCAACCCUAAGGCCUCGUACUUCGCUGUGGGAAAGAUCACCAAGGAGCAGGUGGAGGACUACGCCGGAAGGAAGGAGAUGUGUGUGGAGGAGGCGGAGAGGUGGCUGGGGCCCAUACUGGGCUACGACAGCGAGGCGUAGAGUGUGACCACUCCAGCAGUAAAGUGGACCAACACAGUAUCAGGUUGACAGUCCGACCGAUCUGCUGGAGCCCACACAGGUCCUCACUGCGGCUGCUUCCACAUGGCAGUACAACUGCUGCUUCAGUGCUCUUGUGCCAGCAGGUUAUGACAAACCUACUACUACUAUGCACAUGCUCACAUGAUGUAUGAAAUGAUCUCUGAAAUACAUUCAACGUUUAAUAACGGAGGGAUUCUCUUAGCUCUACAAAUGGAGUGAAAUAAUCUGUUGGUGUUACAUCACAGUCACGUGUGUCUUCUUUAGCACUUCAUCGAUCACGCUAAAACGAUCAUCGCCAUUAUUUUUGCUCAAUGUUGAGAUCAUUAUUGUUUUAGCACUUAGCCCUGUGCUGGGCCGGCAUUGGUCAAAGUCUACAUGGUUACUGAUGCUCCAAUAUGCAGAUUAUUAAACAUUUUAAAAGAUUUUAUACAUCAUUAGUUCAGAUUAGUUCAGUAUUUGAAUCUGAGGUUCCACUUUUUCAUUGGCUGGUUUGUUAAUAUUAUUCAUUUUGUCAUUUCUGGGGGGGAUUGUAGAAGCGAUGCAGAGGAUCUGUAAAGUAUGACAAAUGUAUCGAUAAAUAUGAAUUCUUUCUUGAUGUUUUUAAUCAAGCAAUAUGUAAGUUCUCUAUCAACAUCCACACAUUGUUUACAUGUUACCAGGUAUUGUAAUUGUUGUAUUGUGUGUGUGUGUGUGUGUGUGUACUAAACAACCCAUCUACUCAUUCAGACUAAGUGUUCAAAUUCAAUUAGGGUUUCUGUAAAAUGCUGACUGCAUGCAUUUCACACGUGUCUUAAGCCCUGAUGUGCUGCAGCGUUUGAUCUCAGUCUGUAUGAAACUGUCUUAAUCACUUUCCUCUUCUUAUAUUGAAAAAAUAAGUUGUGGAUAAAUAAUGGUGGCAUUGCAAACAAUGUAAAACAUGAGCAAUAGAACUGGUUUUUUUCUGUUUUUUUUUAAAUAAAUCAAUUCAACACAUUUCUGUUUAUCUCUCUGAGUUUAUAUCUCCAGUCCACCAUAAAGAAGAUCAAUGUAGAUGUUAUCUCGGGGCAUCUAACAGUUUAAUGUCUUCUGUAGCUCUGGAGGAGCUCUGUCUAAUCUGAACAAUUUAAAAUCGGGGCCAUGGAAUUUGAAAGAUUUCACAAGAACUCG